AUGUGGCUGACAGAGGGGGGCGGGGUCAGGGAGGGGCACGGACAGUGGCGCAGGUACACGCGGACCCACGUCUCCUCUUACGCUGUAAUCGGCAACGGGUGUAGCUCUCUGGCUGCGCCUCUCCCUCUUGGAAGAGCUGCACUUCAGCUUAAAGUGGAGCUGUUAUCCAGUCUGGGGCGGUGGAGGUGUGCGCCACAGGGGUGA
Molecule: messenger RNA, 204 nt
Organism: Knipowitschia caucasica
Lineage: Eukaryota; Metazoa; Chordata; Actinopteri; Gobiiformes; Gobiidae
Source: the annotation of a GenBank genome assembly